This is a messenger RNA of Pseudogymnoascus destructans, 1741 nucleotides long. RefSeq names its product DNA-directed RNA polymerase I subunit rpa49 (gene RPA49). Gene Ontology annotation, biological process: transcription elongation by RNA polymerase I; nucleolar large rRNA transcription by RNA polymerase I; RNA polymerase I preinitiation complex assembly. Bases 159 to 1502 code for a protein of 447 amino acids. The record is from RefSeq and is a predicted model, not a curated record. Lineage: Eukaryota; Fungi; Ascomycota; Leotiomycetes; Thelebolales; Thelebolaceae. Gene Ontology annotation, cellular component: RNA polymerase I complex. Gene Ontology annotation, molecular function: DNA binding. The transcript is spliced from 3 exons.
CAUUUGUGUGUGGUUGGAGGGUCUUUGGUCGUGUGAGGAAGCCCGUCAACCAAGCUUGCUUCACCGCCCUUGGCACAAAAAAAAGUUGAACCCCAUAUCGCUGUGCAAAGGUAUCGACGAGGCUGUUUCUCGAGUAUAUUUCCGCAACACAAGACACCAUGUCGGAACCUACCAAGAAACGCAAGAGAAAUGCAGAUGGCUCAAAGAAGUCGAGCAAAAAAGUCGCUGUGGAAACUCCUGGGGCAUCUGAAGUCACAGUAACCGUCGUCCAAAAUACCGACGAUUGGGCGCCUAUCGUAGCUGCUACUCCUGGCCUCGCUUUCGACAAGUCGUUGUCACUCAAACCAUACACCAAGCGCCGCGGCAAUGCCCCUCAACGGCCAGGCCAGAGCGGAUCGAUAGCCACCGACGAACUCUUAAUUGAGUCCUCAGAACACCCAGCAAUCGAUUAUGUUGGUAGGGAGGAAGAGGCGGGCGGCACAGACAGUUUAUUAAAGCACUACAUUGGUGUCUAUGACCCAGCGACGGGUGGCCUCCAAGUUAUUGAGUCGAGGAAAAUGACCGUAAGAGGGAUUGUAAGAGCACAGAAUGCUGCACCAGAAGCAUUUGCGGAGAAGGGAGACUACAAGAAUAUGAGAGAAUUGCGAAACGACCUCGGCCAAACAUUCGGAACGAAGAAGUCGAAGAAGGCUAUUGCAUCUCUUACGGAGAACGCCAUCUCCAAACCCAGAACUGCUGCUGAGCAUACCGAGCCAGUCAAGCACGAUGCCGUCACAGCAGCUAUGCUCCGCAACAUGGCUGAAGUCACAUCAGGAAUGGCCACGACAGAAGAACUCCAAACGGUCGUAGACGAGUCGAAACCCCGCCCACGUGCGAACCUCGACGCCGAGAGCCCCAAGGACGUCUACACCAUCGACUACCUCGUCGGCACCGAGACCAUGAAAGUGAUCCCCGUCAAGGAAUGGCAAGACGCCGUCAAAGCUAAGGAGCAAAUCAUCACCAGCUCCAAAUUCGUGUCCGACCGCAUCCAGCUCGCCUCCUCAAGCGUCCAAAAACUCAAAGUCCUCCGCUACCUCCUCGCCAUCCUCGAGUUCUACGGCGCCACCACCCCCCGCCGCGGCGUGCGCGCGCUCCCCAAAAAGGAUGAGCUGCGCAAGGCCAUGCCCGGCAUCCCGGAGGCGGUGGCGGGGAACAUCCAGCGCAAGUUCUCGGAUCACGGCAUGAUGUCGAAGUUCCAGAUGGAUCUGCUGAUCACGAAUGUGUGCGCCCUGGCGCUGAUCGUGGAUAACUUCGAGGUCGAUGUGUAUGACCUGCGCGAGGACCUGAAGCUGGAGGGGAAGCAGAUGCAGACGUACUUUUCGGAGAUUGGGGCGAGGAUCAUGGCGGCGAAUGAGGGGGAGAAGAAGAGGUUGGGGUUGGACAAGGCGGCUGCUAUGCAGCACAAGUUUGCGAGGUUGCGGCUGCCGUUGGAGUUCCCGAAGGCGAAGUUUGCGAGGAAGUAGGGGAUGUUGUGUUUGGCGUAUGGUACUGAAAUUGAGAGUGGUAUUAUCAUUAGGUGUAGCUUUACAUACAAUUCGUACUGUUGAUGUUCCAUCUCAUGAGGCAGUUAGCGCUUCGUCCUGGUAUCACAAUUUCAUGCUCUAACUGCUCGUUAAACUUCUGGCGGCAAGAAAGCCAGAAGCUUAUUGACUUCACCAUAAUCUCACGUCAUCAAAAAGGAAGCAAGUACGAUUGAUUAAGC